AUCAGCCAGAAGAACUGAAAACACCUGUGUGGGUGUUCAGAGGCUUUAACAGGGAAGAGCAACAAACAAGGACUAUAACUACUAAAUGAUACGUUGAGACUGAUUCAGUGCUAACAUGACUCUUAGUUCCUGUGCAGACCAGCAGAUGGAAACAUUGGACAUUUUUCCUCAGACAAUAAAAACAAGGCGAAGCCCACACAGAGAGAGAAAGAGCAGCAUCUCACAGCUAAAUGUGAGAGGAGGAAUCACAGUAAACUAAACCACUGGAGCUGCUGGAGCUGCUGGAGGAGGAAAUAUGGACCCAUGGCCUCCGAGCUGCGACUAGAGAUGUAGUUUGAAGGAUGCCAGCCAGCUUCAUCUCUCGUUUGCUCCUCUUCGUCGUCUCGAUCUGCUCGAUUCGGGAGGCUCUGGCCAAAUCUCUUCCAGAUCAGGGAUCCUUCGAGGUGCAAAUAAAAGUCCAGGUGUUCGACAACAGCGACCUGUCACCGCUGGCGGGCGCUCAGGUGGAAGUCCACGGCAACCAAACCAUCUUGGCGCCCAGCAGGGCGGGCAGCGAUGGCGUCCUGAGGGUCAGCUUCCCAUACCGCACGGGAACAUGGGUCAUCAUCACGGCCUCCAAACAAGACUACGUCACCAACUCGGUGCCCUGGCACUCCAGCCGCAUCCCCCUGUAUGCAUCAGUCAGCCUGUACCUGCUGGUCCAGCGGCCAGGAACACUCAUUCUGUACGAUGACGUGCUGCAGGUGCUGUCUGGCUCUCCAGGAGCUCGUAACCAGCCGCUGGUGCAGCUCCAGAGGAAGUCCCUCCAGCUGCCGUCCAACUCCAACUACACGGCGCUGUCUGCCUCGCUGACCACGGCCAGGACUCAGUAUGAGAUCGGCGGGUUCCCGUUUCUCCUGGGGCAAGAGACCAACAGCUCAGGAGCAGAAACCGGGUGGACAGACUUGACAGCUUUGGCCGUGGUCAGCAUUCAGCUGUUUGACAAAGACGGCCAGGAGAUCCAGGUGUCAGAUCCGAUCCACGUCUCCGUGCCGCUGCCGUCCGACACCCGCAACAGGAUGGCCACGAGUGUUCCUGCUUGGCUGUAUCAGCCUAAGACGGGACUGUGGGUCAGGAACGGGACGGGCUACAUCAAGAAGGACGGCCAUCAGUUUGUGUGGAACGUGGUGGUUCCUCAGAUGGGAUACUGGUUAGCUGCCUUCCCUUCGUCUUCAGGACUGGGUCUGUCUCAUCCAGGCCUGAGGGACAUCACCACCUACCACACCCUGUUCCUGCUCUCCAUCCUGGGCUCGCUGGCCCUGCUGGUGCUCAUCCUGCUCUGUGUGCUGCUCUACUACUGCAGGUGUGGGGAGCGUAGGCGCAGGCGGAAGUGUUUAAAACCUCGCCGCCAGCAAGGGAAACCCCACACGCCCAAUCUAAACGGUGCAAAGAGAGACCAGGGAACGUCCACGUCACGCCUGAAUCUGAUCUGCGGAGGCCACGCCGAGUCCGCCGCCUCUAACGACAAAUCUGACAUCACCCCGUCUCGAGACUACCAGAGCUCCAGGGAGGACUUAACCAAGCAUGUUCCAGCUCACAUGCUGCGACACGCGAAGGGAAAGAACGCUUCAGGUGCCCAGCGGGGCGAAAGCUUCCCCAUGAAGGUGACCCGCGCCACGGAGACCAACAACCUGGACAACCCGCUGCUGCACGAAGACUACACCCGCAGCUACAGCCCCAUGGAGGGCAAGGAGUCCGAAUACCACCGACACCACAACGCCAACGACAAUCGAGGGUACUCCUCCGAUCCGCCGUCCCCGCCUCGCUUCCAAGGCUACGUGCCGAGCCAGACGGACAAACCGCCCGAGUAUUCGGCCACGGCUGCAGACAGCCUCGCCAGACCCACCUCCCUCAACACCCAGGCGGGUCAGAUCAUCUUCUGCAGCUCCAUCGACCAGAUGAAGGAGAACAUGUACCGCAGCAUGGUGCCCACCCUGGUCAUCCCGGCACACUACAUGCGCCUGCCCUCCGAGUUCUCUAAAGACGGCAAAGACCAGAAGGACCAAGAUAAAGAUGGCGCCCAGAUGGGAGGCGGGCAGCACCAUCACCACCACUCCCAACAGCAAGGUGGAUCCCAAGGCGACGACUCGGAGGAUCCCAGCUGGGCGUCCGACUCCUCCGGCGGACCCAUGACCAUCCCUGUGCUCUUCAACGACUCCACCAUGGCUCAGAUGAACGGCGAGCUGCAGGCUCUGACUGAGAAGAAGCUGCUGGAGCUGGGCGUUAAACAGCACCCGAGGGCGUGGUUCAUCUCCCUGGAUGGACGGAAUAACGCUCAUGUGCGCCACUCCUACAUAGAUGCUGGGAAUGACCUCAGUGGCGGCGGAGGCGGCGGCGGUUUAUUCUUAGGUGGCCCCAGCAGCGCUGGACGAGACGUCAACCUUGAGCCACCUCUGGAGUCCCAAGAACGCAAGCCAGGUAUGAACCGGAAGGGAAAAGACGAGCGCUGGGGGACGGGAGGACGGAAGGGCCACGGCGUCAGCAGCAGCGGCGGGAAGUGUUACUCCAAGCUGGCGUACCCCGACCACAGCGAGCCCAGCAGCAGCGAGGGACGCCCGGUCUCACCCGAGGAGAACUCCCUCACCCCGCUCCUCGACGAAGGUCCGUCCUCCCGAGGAUCCACCAUCCCCAGGAGAGGACGCAGCCGCGUGAACAGCAGCCGCAGCAGCAACAGCGAGAACCGCCGCGACUCCAUGACCAGCCCCGAGGACGACCCCGACGACAAGGACGAGAACAAGAAGAGCCCCUGGCAGAAGAUCGAAGACAGGCCUCUCAUGGUCUUCCACCCCAGGAAGUGAGCCGAACUUACCGAACACUUUUAACAAUCUUUUCAAACGCAGAAGAUGUUUUCACCGAGAGAGAGAUCACAAUAAGCACAACCACGCUUCACCGGUCCGUCGUCGUUUUGACCCGUGUGUUUCUGGUGAGGUGCUUUUUGCACUUUCUGAUUUACUCUCGUCGUCUCACCGUCAGUUCCUCUCACUGGUUCCCACCGAGAUGAUCUAUCGUAUACCCAAACGUACCCAGUUUAUCGUGAAUUCUGUCACCUAUCACACCGCUGAGCCAUCGUCUGAGCCAUCGCAUAUACUGACUGUGGAAAUAGCCAUUUUAUAGAGCAAAAUAGAAGAAAGAAGCACUUACUAAUAAUUUGAUAAUCAAUUGAUUGAUAGUUGCCAAGUACUUUGAAGUGGGCGACAUUUUUUAUGGGAUUGAUGGGUGAAUUAGAUUUCCUUCCCUGAACUUAAAAGGAUAGUUUGGGUGUUUCUCAGCGUGGUUGUAUGAGUUACUUCUCCAUAGUCAGUGUAUUCCCUCCAGGAGAUGGAGUUUGGAGUAACAGACGGGAGUACCAGGAUUUUAGACACCUAAAAAAAUCGAUAUCAGUUUAAAUGUACCCCUUUAUUUAGAAUAUUUUCACGCUAUCAGGCAGCCCUUUCUGACGGGGAACUGAAGCCGUCGUAUCUAUCUAAGCU
This is a messenger RNA of Sebastes umbrosus (honeycomb rockfish), 3509 nucleotides long. RefSeq names its product protein FAM171A2. NCBI's taxonomy places the organism in Eukaryota, Metazoa, Chordata, Actinopteri, Perciformes, Sebastidae. The transcript is spliced from 9 exons. The record is from RefSeq and is a predicted model, not a curated record. The coding region runs from base 342 to 2837 and encodes 831 amino acids.